AAUUUCUUGGAUACGAUAAUGAUGAAGAUUUUAACUAUUUUUUUAUAUCAUAUCUUCAAUUAAAUUUUUUUUUUCAGCAAUCUUCAAUUUUGAUAAUUUGCCGUGGCCCUAGUCUUGGUCUUAACAAACCCUCCCCGUUCCUACAGCAAUCGCCGCCGUUCCUCAAGCUUCGCCAUCUGUCGUGGAGCUUCACCGCCGUCUGCAAGUUCAUUGUCUCUCCUCCCGCUUGGAAAGAGGGAUAUGGCGACAGCUGAAGAGAGUGGAAAAGAGGAAGGGGCGAACCUUCUCGGGUCCCCGAGCUUCAGCGAGCUGGGAAAUGGCCGUUUCAAGUGCGUAGAGACUGGUCACGAGGUCCUCUCCAAGGACAUAGACUUUUACUCUCGCAGCAAAAAGUGCCGUUUGGGUCUCAUCGAUUUUGCAUUGUCCAAUCAUAAACCACCUCUCAAUAUGUUCAACCAAGACCCUCUUUGCCGUUCAAAGGUGAUAUGUAAGCUAACUGGAGACAAGGUGAAUAAGUCAGAGAAACAUAUCUGGAAGCAUAUGACUGGGAAGAGGUUCCUCAAUAAGUUGGAACAAGAGGAAGAGCAGAAGUUGGCAGGUCAUGGAAUGGAAGGCGUGGAAUGCUCGGAGGAGCCCCAAAGUGCAGAUAGUGGGAAAAAAGAUAAGAAGAAGAAGAAGAAGAAGAAAAAGAAGGAGAAGAGUAAGGAGAAGGGGGUUGAAGAGAUUAUAUCUGAAGUUAGGGAUCCUUCUAAUGAGGGCAGCUCCUGCGAAGAGGAAGAUUUCUGGAUGCCUCCUGUUGGUGAACGUUGGGACAAUGACGAUGGUGGAGAUCGAUGGGGCACAGAUUCAGAGUCGGAGCAGGAAAUUGAAGAGGGAGAAAGAGAUAUAACUGAUGGUUUUCCUGAUGAUGAGGGUUGCAGAGAGUCAGAAGAGUUAUCAUCAAGGACAAAAAGAAUGUCCAUAGAAGUUGGACCAAGCAGCUUUGCUUCAAGAAAGAAGAAAAGUAAGAAAAGCCAUGAAACAUAAUAUAUUUUGUUAAGUUUAGUUUAGUUGCAGAGAAACUAGAGCAAGAUAGAACUUAAACAGCCAAAACCAUCUCGUAUCAAGAUAUUUACUUCAGCAGAUGCCUGUGGCAUUUUCUGAAUUUUAUGAUUUUGAUUUCAAGUAAGCAAGCAUUUGUUUUAUGAGGUUGCCA
This is a messenger RNA of Arachis stenosperma, 1195 nucleotides long. RefSeq lists its product as uncharacterized. Bases 241 to 1026 code for a protein of 261 amino acids. NCBI's taxonomy places the organism in Eukaryota, Viridiplantae, Streptophyta, Magnoliopsida, Fabales, Fabaceae. The record is from RefSeq and is a predicted model, not a curated record. The transcript is spliced from 6 exons.